This is a messenger RNA of Capsicum annuum, 793 nucleotides long. Its product is annotated as protein PHLOEM PROTEIN 2-LIKE A9-like. Bases 83 to 568 code for a protein of 161 amino acids. NCBI's taxonomy places the organism in Eukaryota, Viridiplantae, Streptophyta, Magnoliopsida, Solanales, Solanaceae. The record is from RefSeq and is a predicted model, not a curated record. The transcript is spliced from 3 exons.
AUUGUAGGCCAAAGUUAUUAGGCAUCACUCAAAUCUAAACAUUCUUUGUCAUUUUGUGAGAUAUAUUGUACUCACGUAACAAAUGGCUUCAAAAGCUCACUAUCAAGGCAAUCAAGUAUUCCGUAAAACAGAAAAGGGUUAUAUAGUUUAUCCGAAAGCUCUCAAUAUUGUUUGGGGAAACGAUAAACGCUUUUGGAAGUUACCCAAUUACGAGAAGGAUGGUGCGGAACUUAUACAAGUAAAUUGGUUAGAGGUAACUGGUUGCAUUGACAAUGUAGAGAAGAAAACGGUAUAUGAUAUUGGAUUUACAGUGUCACUAAUGACUGAUGCGUUCGGUUGGAGCAAUUCACCAAUUUACAUUAUGGCUAAAUGGGGAGAUAACACUCAAUGGAGAAAGGUGAAUUUAGCAAGUGAGAUUAAUGGCAAAAAGAUGACACCAAAAAAUAUUAAGAUAACAAAAGGGAAGGGGAACAAUGUUGAUAAGAUUUGUUUUGGAUUGUAUGAAGUUUGGAACAAAAAGUGGAAAGGAGGUCUCAAAAUUCAUUCUGUAAAUUUGACAGAGAUCUAGAAGUUAAUUUUAAUAGAGUGAAAUAGUAGUACUACAAGAAAGUUGUAAGACACAAAUAAGUCGAUUGUUGCCAUUCCAAUAAUCAGGUUAAUUAAGAAGAGAGGAAACUAAUCAAGUCAAAAGUCUUACUUUGUUCACGUAUUUCAGCGUGUUUUCUUACAUAAAUUUGUAUCUGUAUUUGUAUUGCUUGCAUCAUGAAUGAAACUACGAUUCCCCUGUCAUCUA